AUGGCUGAUCUCGCAAGCCGUAUCACGAACCCCAACGAAGCGGCCACUGAUGCGCCUGCCGAGGCCGCGCCUGCUGCUACCACCGCCGCCGACGAGGCUGGCCAGACCGAUGGCACCGUCGAGCAACUCGGUGGCUCUGGCCUCCAGGAGCCUGAAUGGGACGUCGAGGUCUCCUUGAGCGAGCUUCAGGACAAUGAGGCUACGCCUUUUCACUCCGCCACCACUUGGCAGGAUCUCGGACUCCCCGAGGACAUUCUCAAGGGCCUCCUCUCCCUGAACUUCCUGAAGCCUUCCAAGGUCCAGGGCAAGUCCCUACCUCUGAUGCUCAGCAACCCCCCACGAAACAUGCUGGCACAGUCCCAGUCUGGUACCGGCAAGACGGCUGCUUUCGUCACUGCGAUAUUGUCGCGCGUCGACUUCAGCAGGCCUGAGCAGCCCCAGGCCCUUGCUCUUGCGCCCAGUCGUGAGCUCGCCCGCCAGAUCGAGGGUGUCAUCAAUGCGAUCGGCCGUUUCAUCCAGAACCUCAAGGUUGCUGCCGCCAUUCCUGGAGCCCUACCCCGUGGCGAACCAGUCCGAGCUAGUGUCAUCGUUGGAACCCCGGGUACGGUCAUGGACAUCAUCCGGCGCAGACAGCUGGAUGUCUCUCAGCUUCGGGUUCUUGUGCUGGAUGAGGCCGACAACAUGCUGGAUCAGCAGGGACUUGGCGAUCAGUGCUUGAGAGUCAAGAACAUGCUGCCCAAGGACAUCCAGGUCCUCCUCUUUUCCGCCACAUUCCCCGAGAAUGUCAUGAAAUAUGCUGGCAAGUUUGCGCCUAACGCUCACAGCCUCAAGCUGCAGCGUAGCGAGCUCACUGUCAAGGGCAUCUCUCAGAUGUUCAUUGACUGCCCCGAUAAUGACAUCAAAUACGAUAUUCUCUGCAAGCUUUACGGUCUGAUGACCAUCGGCCAGUCCGUUAUUUUCGUCAAGACUCGAGAGAGCGCCAACGAGAUUCAGCGACGUAUGACCGCGGAUGGUCACAAGGUCUCUGCCCUUCACGCCGCUUUCGAUGGCUCUGAGCGAGACGAGCUUCUGGCCAAAUUCCGCCAGGGAGAGAACAAGGUUCUCAUCACCACCAAUGUCUUGGCCCGUGGUAUCGACGUUUCCAGUGUUUCCAUGGUCAUCAACUACGACAUCCCCAUGAAGGGACGAGGUGAUAGCGAGCCUGAUGCUGAGACCUACCUGCACCGUAUCGGUCGAACUGGCCGAUUUGGACGUGUCGGUGUCAGCAUUAGCUUCGUCUACGACAAGAAGAGUUUCGAUGCGUUGAGCCAGAUCGCUGCCAACUAUGGCAUCGACCUGGUCAAGUUGGACACUGACGACUGGGAUGAGGCCGAGGAUCGAGUCAAGGAAGUCAUCAAGAAGAACAGAGCACAGGCUUCCUACGCACCCAGCGCGACUGAGCCCAAGGCGGCUCCCGCGGCUAGCUAG
Molecule: messenger RNA, 1467 nt
Organism: Fusarium keratoplasticum
Lineage: Eukaryota; Fungi; Ascomycota; Sordariomycetes; Hypocreales; Nectriaceae
Exons: 4
Coding region: 1-1467 (488 amino acids)
Biological process (GO): poly(A)+ mRNA export from nucleus
Cellular component (GO): cytoplasmic stress granule; nucleus
Molecular function (GO): RNA binding; RNA helicase activity; ATP binding
Source: RefSeq, a predicted model, not a curated record